Messenger RNA from Camelina sativa (false flax), 1114 nucleotides. The record is from RefSeq and is a predicted model, not a curated record. Lineage: Eukaryota; Viridiplantae; Streptophyta; Magnoliopsida; Brassicales; Brassicaceae.
AGCUCACAGUCUUUCUCUACUCUCUCUCUCUCUCUCUCUCAAAGCUAUAAGACAUUUGACACCCCAAAAAAACAAAAGACAAAGCUUUCUAUGCUGUUCUGUUCUGAUGUCCAAUGUUGUCGUCAGCAAAGCAUAAUAAGAUCAACCAUAGUGCUUUUUCAAUUUCGUCAUCGUCAUCAUCAUCAUCAACAACAUCAGCAUCAGCAUCAUCAACAUCGUCCUCCCUAGGGCAGAACAAGUCUCAAGUCACCAUGGAAGAAGUAUGGAAAGAAUUCAACCUUGGUUCGCUUCACUACCAUCGCCAAGUUAACAUUGGUCAUGAGCCAAUGUUAAAGAACCAAAACCCUAAUUACUCUAUCUUUCAAGAUUUCCUCAACAUGCCUCUGAAUAACCAACAACCACCGCAACCACCUUCUUCUUCCUCAAUUGUCACAGCUCUCUACGGCUCUCCUCUGCCUCUUCCUCCUCCUGCCACUGUUCUCAGCUUAAACUCCGGCGUUGGCUUUAAGUUUCUUGACAACACAGAUUCUCUUGUUGCUUCUAACCCUAACUCCUUUGAGGAAUCUGCAAGUUUUGGUUGUUUUGCUAAGAAAAGAGGCCAAUUUUCUGAUGAGAGUAGAGGAGACAGAAGGCAUAAGCGUAUGAUCAAGAACAGAGAAUCUGCUGCUCGUUCAAGGGCUAGGAAACAGGCAUAUACAAACGAGCUGGAGCUUGAAAUUGCUCACCUACAGACAGAGAAUGCAAGACUCGAGAGACAAUAUGAGCAGUUGAAAAUGGCGGAAGCAACUCAACACCAAGUGAACAAAACACUUCAACGGUCCUCGACAGCUCCAUUUUGAGAAACAUCUACAAGUCCUUUCUUUCUCCUUGUGGGGAAGUGUGUUCUCAUGGAAGAAGUGAAUAAAAAUCAGGAAAGGUUUGUACAUUUUUAGCUAAGUUAAUUUUGUGGUAAAUUAAUGUAAGGAGUGUGCGUAGAAAAGUGUCUAGAGAAAGCAACGAACUUUCUUCUUCCUUAUCAACUCUUCUGACUUUUGUACUAUUUUUUAUCUACUUUAGCCCUCUAUUAUUGUAAUGUGAAGUCUCUAUCUAAGUAGUACAUGAGUUUCUGUUAUCA